This is a messenger RNA of Trichoderma gamsii, 1746 nucleotides long. RefSeq lists its product as hypothetical. The transcript has a single exon. The coding region runs from base 1 to 1746 and encodes 581 amino acids. The record is from RefSeq and is a predicted model, not a curated record. Lineage: Eukaryota; Fungi; Ascomycota; Sordariomycetes; Hypocreales; Hypocreaceae.
AUGUCGGUGGCACGACUUUCUUACCCGGCCAUGUCCGUGGCAUACUUUCCGUCACUUCCUUCGAUGAGGCAAUUGGAAGCACCGCCGGUAGACAAGUCCUCUUUAGACAUCCUCCCACCAGAGCUGAUCCAUUUGAUAUGUCAUUGGAUCCAUGUGGACAGGAAGACGAUAAAUGGGGAUCUGAUUGAGCAGUGUGAACGCCCUGAGGGAUGGAGAGAUUCGGGGCAUCACACGCAGUUCUCAAGAACACUGGCAAGGCUGUGUCUCACAUCUAAGCGCUACCGACAGAUUGCUCUGCCAUAUCUUUACUCGUAUAUCGCAAUCACGAAAUAUGACGAAACACAGCUGCCUCAAUUCAUCUCGACAUUGUGCCGCAACCCAGACUUGCGGCCUCUGGUCAAGAAAAUCGAUAUUGAAGGUCUGCCGCCAGGGUUUACUUUUGGUCCAGAGAUCAACGAAACCGUCCUCCGAGAUGCUGCUAUUGAGUUCAAUCUUCCUUCUCUCAAUCUGUGCCGUUUCAAAGAGUGCUAUCAAGUAUGCGGCAAGCUGCGCGACGUGUGCGGCCACAGCCAGCGUCUAAUGAUUCUGCUCUUUUUGCUCACGCCCAACCUGGAAUAUGUGGGCAGCCUAUCGCCUUACAACUUUUUUGCCGUCGAAUUAGAAAAUGUGACGAGAAAGAAAGCCGCAGAGUCGACAGCCGUCUCUCCCUCUUUGCACUACGCAUUUGGAUCGCUACAUCACCUAUGGGCGGCUGGAGCCCAGGUGUACUAUAACGGGUUUCCAUUGUUUGACUUGGAAUAUGAACCUCAGGACUUGGUGUUCAAAUUGGGCGCCUGGCUCGUUCCAAGCCUUCGUACCCUGCGAGUCCGCAUUGCGUGUACGUUCCGUCCAAUUCCAGCAGACGUACAUCUUGACAACCUGAAGGAAAUUACCCUAGACACAGCACUUCUCACAACCGAGGGCCUGAUGAGCUUGACGUCAGCUUGCAAAAUGUUGGAAGAUUUCUCUUUCUACUCCAGGGGAAGCUGCCGUAUGUUCUCGGACCAUCUCUUGCUUUCUCUCCGCAGAAAAACCCCGCCCAACGAGUUUCUCCCUGAGGAUAUUGUCCCCGCCUUUUCGCAUCUCAAAGGCACUCUUCGACGUAUUGCUAUAAACCGAUGGGAUGGAGCUCGAGGUGUUUUGAACUCUUACGCCCAUUUCACCGCCGAAAACAAGGAGAUGUACGCGACUUGGCCAAACUGGCUAGGAAACGGCAAGUUGAUAGACUCCUUGGCAGACUUUACUGCCUUGGAGACUCUGAAACUCGAUUCCACAUGCCUCUUCCACGUUCCCAGAGACCAGAUCCCAUCAGAUCUCCCUUUCGAUCAUCUCACAGGGCGGCUCCCCAAAUCUAUACGCCAUUUAGUUCUACCAGGUGCUCCCACUCAAAUGAUCACAGCACUCCAUGCAUUAGCCCUAGCAGCAGCCUCCAAAGAAUUUCCCGCCCUUCAGCUGGUGGAGGUUACAUGCGAUGAAAUGGACAGCCAAAAGCGGGAAAUAUCGAUACGCAAUUCUUACAUCGGCGACUUUCUCCAAGACAUCUACUCCAAAUUCAUAGGCAUUGAGGAAUGGGGCCCGCUUGAGCAGAGAUUUGCAGACGCCGGAGUCAAAUUGGUUCAUAUAGAUUCUGGCAAUACUCGCUGCUUCGCGAGAGACUUGCUUGUGAAGGCCGGGCUAGUAAAGCCUGUGGAGAGGAAAUAUCGGUAA